Messenger RNA from Paramecium sonneborni, 1113 nucleotides. Lineage: Eukaryota; Ciliophora; Oligohymenophorea; Peniculida; Parameciidae. The record is from the annotation of a GenBank genome assembly.
UUUUAUUAAUUAUAUAAAAAACGGGUAUGAAAAGAAUUGGCUUUGGAUUGUUAUGUAUAAUGUUAGUCACAGCAAGCAGCAACAAUGUGAUGUUACAGACAGCUGAUCAUGGUGUAUUCAGUGAAGUGUUUAAGACAUAUGUAAUGAGUGUAGGAUUAAUAGGAAUUAGUCAAAAUAAAGUGAAUUCGGAGGGAGAUUAUAUGGAGAGUUAUUGAUGAUGGUUUAGAAAGGUGAAACUUUAUAGAAUUUAAAUGAUCAUGUUGAAGAGUUGAUAAAGCAUUUGUCAGAUGAUCAAUCAGAAGAUGAGAAAUAUUUUAAUGAGAAAUAGUAAUAAAUGGAAGCAGGAAUGUAAGGUUUAGUGAAUGAAGUGGAAGAGUUAAGUGUAUAAGUGGAAUAAGCAGCAAGUCGAAUAUAAGUACUUAAUAAGUAGUAGACAAUAAUUGAUGGUUUAUUUGGAAAUGAUUAAACAGCAUAUUAAAAGAGAGUAGGUGAUUAGAAUGCUAUUUUGGAUGUGAUAGGAUAAUUAUUGGUUAGAGUGAGUUAAUUAAUUGAAGGUGGUGGACAUAGUUUGAUAGAGAAAGACAAUUUAUUAGAGGAGAUUAAAUAACUUGGAAGAGGAAAGCAUAUUGAGGUGUUAGCUUAAGUAAUGGUUAAUAGUUUAGACAUAGAUUACAGCUCAUUUACAAUUAGAAUAAGUAGAACAUAUUUAAGAAUUGUUAAAUAGAUUGAGGGAUGCAGUUCUAAACAGUUUGGCUAUUGAUGAAGAAAAAGAAUAAGAGAAUAUUAGAUUAUAUAAUAAGUUAAGUGCUGAAAUUAGAAGGUAAUUAAAGUUUAAUAUAUUUUAAGUUCAUUGGCUGAGACAACAAGAUAAUAUCAAGAAUUAGAUGCUCAUUUCGAAUAGAAAGAAUAAGAACUAAAUUUAAAGAAGUUGGAUGUUCGUGAAGUUGGAGAGACCUUACAAGAUAGAAAUGAUUAGAGGUGAAUUAACUACAUAAUAUGAAUAGAUAGUUCAUAUUCGACAGAGUCUAAGAAGCCUAAUAACUACUAAAUGAUAAUUUAGAUAGAAUUGCUAGAUGGUCAAUUGAAGAUCAAUGAACAAUUAUUUAGAAAAUC